Messenger RNA from Dovyalis caffra, 1224 nucleotides. The record is from the annotation of a GenBank genome assembly. NCBI's taxonomy places the organism in Eukaryota, Viridiplantae, Streptophyta, Magnoliopsida, Malpighiales, Salicaceae.
AUGGAAUAUUUUGCUGCCACUUCCUUCACAACCUUACUUCUUGUCUUAGCAAUCACCUUAUUUUACUUCACGAUCAAAUCCAACAAGAAUGUCAAGAAACAUCCAUUGCCUCCAGGUCCAAAACCAUGGCCUAUUGUUGGGUGCCUCCCUACCAUGCUUCGAAAUAAGCCAGCGCCUCGAUGGAUACAUAGUCUCAUGAAAGAAAUGAACACUGAAAUAGCUUGUAUCCGUCUAGGAAACGUUAAUGUAAUUCCUGUCACUUGUCCUGAUAUCGCAUGUGAAUUCUUAAAGGCAAAAGAUGGUAUCUUUGCAUCUAGGCCUAAUAUCAUAUCGGCCAAAAUUGUGUCAAGAGAUUACUUAGCAACAAUACUGAGUCCGUUUGGAGACCAAUGGAAUAAAAUGAAGAAAGUGAUGAUGACACAAGUGCUUUCUUCUGCAAGGCAUCAGUGGCUUUAUGGAAAAAGAGUUGAAGAAGCCGAUCACCUUGUUCAUUAUGUGUAUAACCAAUGCAAGAAAGUUGCAGAUCAAGAAGGGGUAAUCAAUUUGAGAAUGGCUGCACAACACUACUGUGCAAAUUUGGUUAGGAAGAUGAUGUUUAAUAUGAGGUUUUUUGGCGAGGGAAUGGAAGAUGGUGGGCCUGGUUUCGAAGAAGAGCAACAUGUGGAAGCAAUUUUCACUAUCAUUAAUCAUUUAUUUUCAUUUUGUAUCUCUGAUUUUUUGCCAUCUCUAGUAGGGUUUGACUUAGAUGGCCAUGAGAAGGUGGUGGAGGAGAGUCAUGGGAUCGUCAAUAAAUAUCAUGAUCCCAUAAUUGACCAAAGGGUCAAACAAUGGAAGGAUGGCACGAAGAAGGAUAUGGAGGACUUGCUUGAUGUAUUAAUUACCCUAAAAGAUGGCAAAGGCAAGCCUUUGCUGUCAAAAGAUGAGAUCAAAGCUCAAACUACGUUCAAACCAGAGCGUCACCUCAACGGAACAAACAAAGUGGUGCUCACUGAGAAUAAUCUGCGAUUCAUUUCGUUUACAACGGGAAAACGUGGGUGCAUAGGUGUGACACUUGGGACUUCCAUGACUACCAUGCUAUUUGCAAGACUUCUUCAAGGGUUUACUUGGAGUUUACCACCUGAACAGUCCUGCAUCGACCUUACCAAUGCAGAAGACAGCAUGGCACUUGCAAAACCACUGCUUGCAGUUGCAAAACCACGCUUGCCUCCACAUUUGUAUCAUUAG